Molecule: messenger RNA, 726 nt
Organism: Sitophilus oryzae (rice weevil)
Lineage: Eukaryota; Metazoa; Arthropoda; Insecta; Coleoptera; Curculionidae
Product: KRAB-A domain-containing protein 2-like
Exons: 1
Coding region: 1-726 (241 amino acids)
Biological process (GO): DNA integration
Molecular function (GO): nucleic acid binding
Source: RefSeq, a predicted model, not a curated record
AUGCAAAGUGAACCAGACCAAGAAUUUCGUUUCAUCCUAAACUAUCAGGAUCAUUUAACAAAAUUUACCGUACUACGAGCAUUGAAAACAAAAACAGCUGAAGAAGUUGCCUAUCAUUUAUUAGAUAUUUUCUGUUUAUUGGGCGCACCUAUGAUUCUACAAAGCGACAAUGGUAGAGAAUUUGCAAACCGUAUAAUCAAAAAUCUUGCUGAAAUGUGGACCGGAUUAAAGCUGGUCCAUAGAAAACCUCGUCACUCGCAGAGUCAAGGGUCCGUAGAGAGAUCAAAUCAAGAUGUAAGGGACAUGCUGGUUACAUGGUUAGCCGAUCAACACACAACAAAAUGGUCUGAGAGGUUACGAUUCGUGCAAAGCAAUAAAAAUCGUUCAGGAAUAAUGAAAAGUCCUUAUGAAGCUAUGUUCGGUGCGCCUCAGAAAAUCGGUCUCAAGGAUUCGUCACUUCCUGAAGAACUUUUGUCUAACAUCGAAACAGAAGAAGAGCUGCAAAAGUUGUGCGAUCAGAAGAAUUCAGCGAAAGUGAAGAUAAACAUGAUGAAGAUCAACGAGAGAAAAAAUUUUGUACAAUAUGCGAAAAAGAAAUUUCAGAUACUUAUCAAUGUUCAGUUUGUUACCUACCUAUUCAUAUCAUUUGCGGAAAAACUAACGAAACAAAUGGAGAGGGUGAGCAGAAAAUUACAUGUGACCGAUGUCUACGAACUGAAAAAAUAA